AAGCAGUGUAAACGUCAACAAAACAAAGUUUCGUUGUUAAUGAUUUGAGUAGUUUAAAAAUUGUUUUUAAUAUUUGUAAAAGAAACAGAAUAUCAAAAAUAAUGUAUUAUACAACUGUUAAAGAAGAAAAUACACGAAUUGGUCCUUCGUAUAGUGAACCUGUACCAAAUAUAACUAAAGAAGAAAAAGAAAAUUAUUUUAAAUUAAUAUCUUGGCCCAAUCGAAAUCCAUUUUUCCAACAAUAUAGGUCGGAAUGCUAUCUGAAAAAUAUUCCAGUUAUUAUAAAUAAACCAAUUGAUCAAAAUACUCCUCAAAAUGCUCAUAAAAUAAAACAAGGUUGGAUAAAUGAUUUUUUUGGAUGUUUACAGCCUGUUUUUUCCAUAAUUGGAAAAGGAGUUGAAGAACAUAAUUAUUUUCAAGAUGAUUGGGAAAUUUCUUUUGAAAAAAUUACCCAACUUCAAUUUCUUGGGUGUGGAGGACAAGGAGCAGUAUUUUUUGGAAUGCUUGAUGAAAAUCCUGUGGCUGUAAAAAAAGUAAACGAAUUAAAAGAUACCGAAAUUAAAAAUCUUCGAAAAUUAAAUCAUCCAAAUGUUGUUAAAUUUAUAGGAGUUUGUACUCAAGAACCAUGUUUUUGUAUAGUUAUGGAAUUUUGUCCCUUCGGUACUUUAUUUAAUUUACUUAAAGAUCAAUCAAAUAUAAUAACCAUAAAUAGAGUGGUAACCUGGACAAAACAAAUUGCAAACGGAAUGCAAUACUUGCAUAUGCAAAAUAUUAUUCAUAGAGAUCUAAAAAGUCCAAAUGUCUUAAUUGGUGACAACGAAAUAAUAAAAAUUAGCGAUUUUGGAACUUGUAGAACUUUUAAUGGUAUAAGCGAAAAAAUGACUUUUGCUGGAACGGUUGCUUGGAUGGCACCAGAAGUAAUAAAAGAACAAGCCUGUAGCGAAAAGGUGGAUGUAUGGUCUUUUGGAAUUGUAUUAUGGGAGCUUUUAACUUGUGAAAUUCCUUAUAAAGGAUUAGAGCAAAGUGCUAUAAUGUAUUCAGUGGGUAGUGGAAAACUUAAACCACAUAUUCCUGAAUCUUGCCCAGAUGGUUUUAAACUUAUAAUGAACAUGUGUUGGAAAAUAAAUCCCAAAGAGAGACCUUCAUUUAAACUAAUUUGUAACCAUAUAGAAAUUGCUUCUGUAGAAAUAUUAGCAACAUUUCAAGAAAAAGAAUUUAUUAUGUCCCAAAAAAAAUGGAAAAUGGAAAUAAAAACAAAAAUAAAUUUAUUUGUGGAACAAUUUCAAAAAUUUCAAAUAGAGUAUAAAUUAAAAGAAGAUCAAUUAAUUAAACGAAGGCAAAUGGAACUUAAACAUAUAUGCGAUGUAAGAGAAUUGUACGAUAAAAAACUAGAAAAAGUAAAUGCGUUAUUUAUUGAAUUAAAUGCAGCUUUAAACCAUGUAAAUAAAAAUACACAAAUAAAAAAUAUUGAAUCUAUAAAUCAAAACUUCUCAUCCUUAAGUCUUGACUAUAGUUUGGGCAUUUCGAAAACCAAUAAGAGCCCGAGCCUUAAAUCAAUAUGUACCUUAUUUAAUUUAUCAACAGAUUCUGAGACUGAAACUAUAGGUUUUGAGAAACAAAAAUCUGAGAAAACAUCUAUAAUUGCAGAUGCAGAAACUCAAACACUUAUAAAUGAUAUGGAAAUUAAACCAAAUUGUAAUAAAAAUAAAGCCCAGACGGUUAUUUUACAACAAUACCAAAAUGAUGGUGAAAGAAGAAAAAAUUACAUUAAAAUACAUUAUAUGGCAGGUCAAUCGCAAUCAAAUGACAAUCACACCAACAUUAGUUCCAAAGAUCAAAAUUUAAACAGAAAAGUUGGUGAUUUAUUAGACACUGAUUAUAUGGACUAUAUGAAGUUGGAUUCAGAUAGUUCCUUUGAAAUGGAUGUUAAUGAAAAUAGGAAUAUUAUACAACCUGACUUUAUAAAAAAACAAUGUCUUAGUUAUAAAAGAAAAUUGUAG
This is a messenger RNA of Brassicogethes aeneus, 2000 nucleotides long. Lineage: Eukaryota; Metazoa; Arthropoda; Insecta; Coleoptera; Nitidulidae. The record is from the annotation of a GenBank genome assembly.